Messenger RNA from Anas platyrhynchos (mallard), 11089 nucleotides. RefSeq names its product solute carrier family 1 member 4 (gene SLC1A4). Lineage: Eukaryota; Metazoa; Chordata; Aves; Anseriformes; Anatidae. Gene Ontology annotation, molecular function: L-aspartate transmembrane transporter activity; L-serine transmembrane transporter activity; symporter activity. Gene Ontology annotation, cellular component: plasma membrane. Gene Ontology annotation, biological process: L-glutamate transmembrane transport; L-serine transport. The record is from RefSeq and is a predicted model, not a curated record.
GGGCCGCCAGGCAGCGAGCGAGCGUGGAGCGAACAGCCAGCAGCAUGGAGCCGGCGGGCGGCGUGGAGAAGGGGGACAGCGGGGAGAAAGCGGGCAACGGCCAUGCGGAGGGCGCCGAGGAAAGCGGCGGAGCAGGAGGAGGAGGAGGAGGAGGAGGAGGGGGGAGGCUGAGGGGCUGCCGGGGCUUCCUGCGGCGCAACGCGCUGGUGGUGCUGACCGUGUCGGGGGUGGUGGCCGGCGUGGCGCUGGGCGCCGCGGUGCGGGGAGCGGCGCUGAGCCCGGCGCAGGUGGCUUACCUGGCCUUCCCCGGGGAGCUGCUGCUGCGCAUGCUGCGCAUGGUCAUCCUGCCGCUCGUGGUCUGCAGCCUGGUGUCCGGGGCUGCCAGCCUCGACACCCGCUCCCUCGGCCGCCUGGGGGGCAUCGCCGUCGCCUACUUCUUAGGCACCACGCUGCUGGCCUCCGGCCUCGCCGUCGCCCUCGGCUUCAUCAUCCGCCCCGGCGCCGGGGCUGCCGCCCUCAACACGCCCGGCUUGGGGCUGCCGGGCGCUGCGCCCCCCAGCAAGAAGACGGUGGACUCCUUCCUCGACCUCGUCAGAAACCUGUUUCCUGCAAAUCUCGUUGCUGCGGCUUUCCGAACGUAUGUAACAGAGUACAAGACAGUGCUCAGAAAUACUACCUCUGGAAAUGUCACGGUGGAAAAGAUCCCUGUCGGUAAUGAGAUUGAAGGGAUGAAUAUCCUGGGCCUCGUGCUGUUUGCUCUGGUUUUAGGAGUGGCGCUGAAGAAGCUUGGCCGGGAAGGAGAAGAUCUCAUUCGCUUCUUUAAUUCGUUCAAUGAGGCAACUAUGGUCUUGGUCACCUGGAUUAUGUGGUAUGUACCUAUUGGCAUUAUGUUCCUUGUUGGGAGCAAGAUCGUGGAAAUGGAAGAUAUUGUGCUCCUGGUGACCAGCCUGGGAAAAUACAUCUUCGCCUCUAUUCUGGGCCACUUCAUCCAUGGAGGAAUCAUUCUGCCGCUCAUUUAUUUUGCAUCCACACGUCAAAAUCCAUACCGUUUUCUCUUAGGACUUAUCACACCGUUUGCCACUGCCUUUGCCACUUGCUCUAGCUCAGCCACUCUCCCGUCAAUGAUUAAGUGUAUCGAGGAAAACAAUGGAGUCGACCACAGGAUCAGCAGGUUUAUCCUUCCUAUCGGUGCAACUGUGAACAUGGAUGGAGCUGCUAUUUUUCAGUGCAUGGCAGCCGUGUUCAUUGCUCAGCUGAACAAUGUUGACCUCAAUGCUGGGCAAAUCUUCACUAUUCUCGUGACAGCAACUGCGUCCAGCGUGGGUGCAGCCGGGGUCCCAGCCGGAGGAGUCCUCACCAUCGCUAUUAUCUUGGAGGCCAUUGGACUUCCGACCAACGAUCUGUCUUUGAUAUUAGCAGUGGACUGGAUUGUGGACCGAACCACCACAGUUGUGAACGUGGAAGGGGACGCCCUAGGAGCAGGUAUCCUCAAUUACCUGAAUGAAAAAGACAAGAAAGAAAAAGAGCAGGAGCUAAAAGAAGUCAGCGUAGAAGCAGUUGCUAACAGCAAGUCUGAAGAGGAGACGUCGCCGUUGGUAACCCACAAAAACCAAGUCUCCAACGCAACCAGUACAGCAGACCCUGAAUCCAAGGAAUCAGUAUUGUGAACUAGAGGCCGUUUGUUAACACACGUCCUAGAAGUGGACCGGGGACUUGUUAACGCACCUAGACGUUUGCAGUGCUAACAAGGGCUGGAUGGCUCUUGAAAGUUUUCAGUUCCAGUCUGUUUUGAAAUUUGCUGACCACGGGAAGGGGAGGGAGGUGGGUUGGGGAGAGAAGGGGCAGCGAAAAAGAACGCUGGCUUUAUAAUAGUGUUUUGGUAAUUCCCACGUGUACAUGUAUAUAUGUGUUGCAUGGACACACACAUAUACAUGUAGGGGAAAGCAAUGCCAUUUGAGACCUGUUUUUACAAGAGAUCUGUUAGUAAAGGCCCUAAUGAGUUGGAGGUGGGGAAUUAGGCAAAUCCCAAUAAGUGCUUAUUGUAGGGAGAAAUUAGUAAGCUUAUUGUGCUGCUGUUCAAAUGGAGAUGCAGUUUAGAAACUCCAGAGUGGGUGAGAAUGUUGCUUUAAUUUAGUUUCUUGCCUGGAAACACUUACUGUCAAUUACACACGGAAUAUGAAGCAACAUUUUUCUCCCACUCCGCUUCCUCUCCUGUUCUCCAGUCACUUGAAAAUGUCAAAUAGAACCUGGAAAGUAGCUUUUUCUUUUUUUCUUUUUUUUUUUUUUUCAAAGUGUCAUAUCUGAAUUAAUCACAAGGGUCCAAACCUUGUUCCAUUCCCCCGCUGCAUUGCAGCUCAUAGCAGCUUUCUUGCCUUUUGGUGAGUAAUUCCCACAUUUUGGAACCAAACGAAGGAUAUCUUAGAGCAGAUCAGGAACUGGUUUUCUCCUCCCCUCUUAGCAAGCUGUUGAGAAAAAAGUCCAGAGGAAGCACGAAUUUUGUUAAAGUAAUCCCUCUGGGGCUUGAAAAAUGUGGAGUCCAUUCCAGCAUAAAUAUGUCUAAAAGAGGCUUGCCUGUGACAUUAAGAAAGCAAGAAGUCAGUUCCCUUCAUGAAAACACACAUGCACCUUUGCUAGCACUCCAUGUCCUGCUCAUGUUUGUUUAAUGGGUCAGUCCAAACAAAUUAAGCCAUAUCCCUUUUCCGGCAAAAUUGAACAGGGGAGAAAAAAAUCUGAACACAUGUGGGAACUGACGACAGGCAGGUCUGAUUGUUGGCUUGAAAGGGGAAGAAAGGAGGUGAGUUUCUAACCUCAGUGAUCUCUGGAGCAGUUGCAUACCUGUUCCUGCCAGGAAUUUGGUCCUGCUACAAAUGUUCAGUGAUCUCUGAGUGUUAGGACAGUUGUGUACCUGAUCCUGCCAGGAAUUUGGUCCUGUUACAAACGUUCAGUGAUCUUUGAGCAUUAGGACAGUUGUAUACCUGAUCCUGCUAGAAGUUCGGUCCUGUUACAAUGUUCUUCCAGCAGCAGCUUACAUUUACUUCUGGGUGGUGCUGGGCAGGGGUAACGCUUAAUGGCAGAUGGUAAACUUUGCUUGAAGCUGAUCCAGAUGCUUCUGGAUUCUGACUCCACCUUUUUUCCUUUACCACAAACUUCCUGAUUUUGCACCCCAAACCUGAUCAAAGUCCGGCAAACAUUGCAAAGGUCCUGUUGAUUUCUCUUGGCAUUUUGGACAGCAAGUAGUUACAAAAUGAUGGCUGUGCAUACGCCAAGAUUUGCCUGGACUUGUGACACUUUCCUUUGGCUGCUUUAGCAAGAUGAGUGCAUGUGGUCAGUCCUCCACACUGUUAACUCAGUAAUAUAUAUUUACACUUAGCUUUGAUGUACAAUAAUGAUAAGUCUCCCCUUUUCUUUCUCCUCUCUUGCUUCAGAGGAAGCUAUCUUGGAAAGAUACCCAGUUGCUGAUGUUUAUGUUCACGGAACUAGGAAGAGGCAGCUCCAAUUUUAUAGCAGCAGCAGCCUUCAUUUGCAAAGCACCUUUCCUGGUAAAGGGACACAAUGAAUUUUGCAAAAAGAUGCUCAGAAUGAGAUGUGGCCACCUCUGAGGGAUGACACAGUGAGUGCGUCACGACUGGCUGUUUAACCGUGUGCUGCAGAACUAUGCAAACAAAGUAAGAAAGGAUUAGUCAGCCCACUGUGAAACUACAGGUGAAGUUUCUUUUUAACCAGCUUAUUUAUAGCCAUGUCCGCAAAGUCUGAUCAAUCCUUGGCUCAAUUUAAAAAUGGAAGAAGACAAACACAACUCUCUAGGGACAUCCUUUGGCCAAUAUUUAUUAUUUCAUUUUCAGCAGAUCAAGACCUGCUGAAACUUUGCAUUUCCUCCCAUUAGAAUCAUCCGAACUCCUUUUAACUCAGGAAACUAAAAGCAUGCUUUGUAGCUGACAAUGAAAGUCAACAAAUAAGAAGUGUUUUGAAAAAUGUUUGAAAAAAUGGUUGUGUGUUACACUCCUCCCCUCCCCCCCCCUUUUUUUAACAAGUCUAAAUGUUUCAUGGAAAAAUGUGAAUGCACCAGAACUGCAAAUAUUUUGAUUCUGAAACAGUAUAUGGAUGCUUCAGGAGAACUGGAAAUCAAAACUGUUCCCUGCAGGCUGGGUUCUGUAGAUGCAUUUCUAUCUCCCAUCAGACAUUUAGCUCCUUUGAUGCUCUCCCUCACCAUGACACAUUCAGCUCAGCUGAAGACAUGAGACCAGGCAGCACCCAAACAGUAAGUCCUGUGAAGCGUCACGGCAACAUUUGAGAAUAGGAAGUUGCUCAGUUUUGAUUUUUCACCCCAGAGCUAAUGUUGCCAACAGAUGAAAGUACUUUAGGGGUGAGUGAAGGCUGGGUGUCCUCACAGACAACACCUAGCCACUGCUUUAUUGAUCUUCCUUCCCUGUGGUGCUGCUUGAUUGUACCCUGUUCCUCCAAGCAGUGUGAUGUAGGCUGUGGGGCAUUCUUUCUGGCAAUAGAUCCCAGAAAAUGGUUAAAUUAAUGCCAAUUAUCUCAGAGCUGUCUUAAUCUUUUCCACUAGCAAUGCACAAGCUAAAUGUCUUUGCUGAAGAAUGCCUCUCUGAGUCCCCAUUACCAGAUUGCCAUGUUUUGCAUCAAGGCGAAUGUCUAGACCUGUGUAAAGCUUGUUAGAGCAGUCAGCUUUAAGGAGGCCGAAUCAUUCCUAUAGCUGGAAUUUAACAAAGGAAAUUUAAUACUUUUCCUCCUGGAAGCAGGUGCCAUAGGAUUUAUAUGAACCAUUAAGUAUUUAGGACCAGUCUUUUAUCUUGCCAGAAAUUUGUAAUCUUGCAGAAGUCCUACUUUAGAUUUAGAAAGCUGCCAGUUCUUUUGUUGUUUGCACACAGCAAGAGGGAUCCCAGAGUUUUCUGUGCAAGCGUGAAUGCUGGGUAAUGACUGCUUUUCCAAAUAUCUUCUUGGUCUUUUUUGUUAUUAUCCGUGUCAGAAAUUAUAUUUCUUAUUUUUCUGUGAUGUUACCAUUCCUUGCGAUGGCCUUGUCAUAUCUCCUAGGGCUCUCUGCUUGGCUUCAGAUUAUUUUUUCCUAAGGUACAAAUGUAAAAGAUCUGUUAUUGCACUCUCUUGGACUGUAAAAAAAAAUAAUUGACACAUUCCAACAGCUGCCCCUGUAACAGUGUGAGUCCUGACUGAGAUGGGAGACUUCGCCACUUGCUUUAAGUGGCCAGGGUCUUCAGGUAAGGUCUCUGGGAGAAAAAUGGAAGGGCUGUUGGAGGACGUGCAUUUUUCUGCUCUCUUUAGAUGCAGUCCUCGACCCGCAGCGCUACGCCAUGAGCUUCCUACUUCAGGUCCCCAUGCGGCCUCAUACCAUGAGGCUGUGAGCUGGCUAAGAAGGUGCUCAGCAGCAGUGCAGGUGCAGCUGGUGGCACCUGCUCUGCUCUUACCCAGGCACUCCACAAAUCUGUCCAAGUAUGGUACUUCAGUGUCUUUUGAGCGGAUGUAUGAAUUCUCCCAACUUGACUGUAAAAGUGAAUCCCUUAGUGAGUUGCUUUUUAUUUCAAAAGGAAAUAAAUUCCAUCUAGAUAAUGCUGGUUUUCUUGCUUGGUUUUAGUCUUUUGGAAAGUACAAAUCCUUCUUAUCCCUUCUGGUGUUUUCUUUAAGGUAUUCACAACUGGGAGCUGCCAUUGCCUUUCCUGCCACAAUUUGUUUUCAUUUCAUUUUUAGGCUUCUGAUGGCUUUGUGUCUGGGGUCGAAGAGUGAAUUCCUACUGGUAUUUUUCCUUUUUAAGAGCUGUUUCUCACAAGGGGAGCUCCGGUCACAUCCUUUCAAUUCAAGAGGAGUAUUGGAGGCACCUCCUUGUAUAUACAUCAUUUAUUACCAUGAUGGAGGCUUUCAUGCUGCGCUGGUGCAAUGGGAUUGGAAAAUAAUAAUAAAUUCUAGUAUUACUGGUCAGAAAAGGGAGGGUGCACAUACAUAGCAGCCCUGUGAUCAGAAAAGCCUCUUCAUCUUAGGAAAGCAGGCUGAUAAAUGGCUGAUGCCCAACCCUCUAAUGCCAUGAUUGCUUUUUAGGAGAAAAAUACAGGAAUAUGGAAGAGAAGUGUUUGCAAGCCUUUGGCAUACCCAGUGCUUUUUUCAUUCUGACCCUGUUCUUUCCCUUUUACCUUCGCUUUUUUUAAGUGAAGUGCCUUUGACUGGCUUGGACCAUCUUUUAUUUCUUCUCUGGGACAGAAUUUCCACUCCGUGCUUUAUCAGUCACUACUUCAUCUCACUGCAUUUUCUGAAAUGCCCUAAGCUUUUCUGUGUGUGAUGGAUGUAGUUUUCAGCUGGUCCAUGGGAAUGUCUUUUGCAUUCUGCCUUGCUCCACCUGCCCUUACCUCAGCAAGGAUUUGUGAGGCUUAGUUACUGUUUAAGAGUUGCUCAGAGAGUGCUGGGCAGCAUCUGUCUCACCCUGGGAAAGGUUCUGUGCUAUGAUAUGGCUGCCUGACAAGCAGUAGUGAGCAAUGAAGGGUGCCAGCACUUGGCUGCUGUUAGAAUAUUUUCAGUAAACACCCAUUAUCACCAGGAAUUGAGCUUUAGCUGAGUCCCUGCUAGCACGUUGGUAGUUGCACUGCAAGAUUCAGUAAUUCCAAAGGGCAGUGCCAGAGUUAAACACGAUCCAGUGCUAACCAUUCUUAGAUUACUUCUCUUGUGUGUGCUUUAAUACUUUACAGUAGAAAUAAUGAAAGCUGAGACUAUUCGUUGUUGAAACGAGAGCUUCCUCUUUCAGCUCUGCAUAUGUUGGAGGUUGCCUCCUUGUGGGCUUGCCUAAGGUACAAAGCCACUGCUUCUUUCUGCACAGAUCUGUAGUGUUGGUCAACACUUUGGGCUGAAUCUUCACUCCCAUCUUCUGCUAGCACCGCACAUUUUUUCAGUCCCUAGAAAACGUCCUUCUGGUGGAAGUCAUUUUUUCCCUGACCCUUCCACAGGUCAUGAGCAACGUGCUUGAGGUAGGAAGUCGAGGGGUCAAAAGACAAGCUCUCGCCAAAGAAAAACGUCACAUUUUCAGGAAUUUUGACUGGGCUAUGGCAGCUUACAGUCACUUCCAGACGUGCUUGUAAUGGCUGAUCCUGUGACUGAUGGAACAGCACAGAAUUAGGCAGGUCACACAAAUUCUCUGCCUGUGCUUCCUUUUCUGUAAAUUAGCUUUACAGAUACUUACCAGUCUCUCACAGGCAAUGAUGUGGAGGAUAGUGUAAAGCACUCUUAAGAUAAAGCGCACUAAAUCUUGGAUAAUAAUAAAUUUAUCCAAAAUCGGAAAGAAAUCAAAUAAUUAAAGUAUUCAUCAUGAAGUCAGAGCUGCAUUGUGCUAAAAUGUGAACGACUGCCUGACAGGAGAUCCAUUUGCUGGGCUAACUCAUGGGAAGAGUGGGAGCUGGAGUCAGAUCAAGUUGCUCUGCUUUGUCUUCCUCCUUCCAUCUCCAUCCAGGAUGCCAUGAAAGCCCACAUUUAGGUAAAACAACAGGCCUCUCCAUGGAUUUAACACCUAAAUUAAGAGCCUUGUCAACUUAGUUUUUAUCUAGCUUCAAUGGAAGAGCUUUUCAGCUAACAAGACAAGUGAUCUCGGUGGCGGUUUGGGAGAAAAGGUGGAGAAAAAGAAGAUCUUGAGGAUUGGAGGCAGAGCAUCACAAAGGAUAGGGCAGUUAAAAGUUCAAAGAAGCUAUGGCACUGAAGGAAGCAUCUUUUCCUUGGCAUUUUGAUAUGGAUGGCAACAGAAAAGACUGCAGGCAUUUGUUCAGCAUGUAUUAGAGACGAUGCACAUCCCUGCCCCCUGACUGGCGAGGCUUUGCAAGGGGAGGCAGAGGCUGAGUGCUGAUAUUUCCGAAGCACACUGUCACUGAGCAACAGCUACACGUACAGCAGAGCAGCGUGGGGCUCUGAUAAGCUGCUCCUGGCUGCUCGCCGUGACCACAGAGAAAUGACAGCACAGCUCUGGAUCAGGGAUUGACCCACAUUCCUCCCCGCACAGUAGCUGAGACAAAUUCUCUUCAGAUAAAUGCAUGGUAGCCAUUAUUCUCUGAGGACAAAGACGAGCUUGUUGUUAUCUACAUGAGCGUAUUGAUGAAAGCCGUGCUCACUUGCUGCGCCUGUUUCAGGGAGGAAGGAAACGGAUAGGGCAAAUGCUCUUAAACUUUUUCCAAACAUUAGGCAAUGCAUCGAGACAAUUGCCCCUGGAAUACUUGCACAAAAAGUGAUCAAGAGCUUUAUAGGACUCCCAUAGCUUUCUGUCUUUGCAUCUGAAGCAUCAUCCUAGGAAGUUAAUUUCACAGCUCUAGCAGUGAAUAUGCGCAGAAAAAAGGAAAAGGAUGAUUUCUUGAAUCUCAUGAAGAAUCAUCAGGUGGGCUAGGAGCAGACCUCGAAUCCCAAAGAGCUGUUGGUAGCUAGCAAACUUCACCCCCCUAAAGAAGUUAACAUCUGAGGGUUUAUAAAUACAUUUGAGUAUUGAUACCAUGAUCACUCAUCUUUUAGGGAGGAUGAAAGACAAGAAAUGUAGGAGUAGGAGGGUUAUCUUCUCUCUAGGGUGGAUUCUUUAAUAUAGAAAGGAAAAGCUUUUUCAUUCAAGAGUUCACAGCAUGGUCCUUAAGGGCCUGAUUCUAUCUCAGUGUCAGCAGACAUAUCAUCCUCAUCACCUGUGAAAUCUCAUUUGGAUUUAACCACUGAUCUUAGCGGCAGCAGGAGGUGAUGGCUCUGAACGUUUGAGCAGGCCAGCUGCUCUGACUCAGUGUCCCACCCAACAGACUUUUUGCAGCCAAGGCUGCUAGUUCCCACAAGGCCACAGAUGCUGUUUGCAAGGCAAGCAGGCAUACCAACAAGAACCAGCACGAGGCAAUGAAUUUUGAGCCAACCCUGUUGUAAUGCAAAGUUAACGGUGUGGUUUAAAGCCACAGCGACCGAGAAAUUCAGUGUUAGAUGUUCCUUAAGGUGGCUUUCACUUGGUCCUUCUGAUAACAACACUGAGAAAAACAAUCAGCUUCUUUGCAGACAUGUAUUUAGUAACCGAGGUUAAACUGUGUGUGGUGUGUUGGUACAACUUGAUUUCUGUUACACAUUGCACAAAGAAAUUGAGAAGGGAAAUCUUUUCUUAAGGAAACUGUUUGCACAUGGCCUGAAACCCCUGCUGUACAUUCCCAUAGAAGAAAAAAAAUGUGCUUAACCAUAAAAAUACCCCAAGUAUUAACUGGUACAGAUGGCAGCUUUUUAAGAACCCAAAGGAAUGCCACAAAAUACACGAGCCAGGGCCUUUGCUAGCGUGCAUUAACGUAAUUUCAUGAGCUUUCAGUGGCCUAUGGACUUCUGAUGGGGAUGAUACCUCCCCAGCAGCAAAGGGGUUUGAGUUGGUCCUCUUAAGAAGAUAAUGUUCUUGAAAGUGCCCAAUAAAGGGACAUUUUUAAUACUUGCUGGCUACAGCUAGAGGCAUUUUAUGUGCUCACAGUACUCUCAUGAAUUUCUGCCUCACACAAGAAAAAUGUGUUUUCUAGAUGGUCAGUGCUGAUGCAGAAUCAAGGCUUCCUGAUAUUCGGAUCAGUUUUCCAUCUCUGUGUCCCUCUUGCAGGGUCUGCUGCAGUCUUUAAAAUCUGCAGAGACCCCAGCAGGACCAGGCUUCUAUAGCACAUGGAUUAAACUUAAAGAUAUUCUAGCUCCACGUGAGGACAUAGAUGGUCUCACAUCCUGUUAUUGAGGGGACAAAGACAAAGAUUCAACUUCAGAGGAGGAGCUGGGCCGAAAAAAAACAAACAACCCUAUGUGAAGGCAAUACCUUAGUCACAUUUUGCACUUAAUAACUCAAAAACUUGUGACCAACCUAGCCCUUACUGCCUCCUUGGUCUGCCCCACAAUGCAUGUUCUGUUGGCCUUGCUUUCCUGAGCACCAAUGUAGAGGUAAUGUUUGCCAUUCCUCAAUAUUCCAGUCUUUGAAGAAUGUAGUCUUAUUUAGGCUUAAAUCUGUUGCUAUCCUGGCUGCACUUCUGUAAGGUCAUGCACAAAGCGUGUGCUGUGCAGGAUGAAGACUGUGAGUAGCAGUACAAAUAACCGUGUGUACCUCUGCUAAGGGGAGAUGUGCCUCGUUUUCAAAGCAAAGAGGAAUUGCUGCUUCUUUGUGGUAAACUGAGACUGACUCACUCACACUUGGGGAGGAGGAAGGUUUGGAUUAGCCCUCUAGAUUCAGGGACAGCAGGACCACCGCUAAGACACGAGGUGCCUCCUUCUGCCGCAGAGGUACGCGAUCUGCCUUACUACCCUUACAGGUGCCUUGUUUGGGUUUUUAUUGAAACUAUGCACCAAAGGCAAGAGACUCUGUUGUCCCUGCAGACAGGAGGGAGAACAAGAUGUCCUGAUGUGAGACGAAAGCCUAGUCUGUAAGACAGGGAAAGUGGGUUUCUUUUAUCCUCUAAGUUUUCUGUCAGCAGUCCUGCCUCUGAUGUGCAUAUGUAUGUGUGUGCUUUUAUUUCUACAUGAACACAAAUCGCUCUAAUUAGAAGGGAGGAUCCUUGUAUUUUUAUAUGCUAAGCCAUUUGAUUAAUUACUUUAAUAAAGUGACACACGGAUGAACUCUGAAAUUCACUGCCAUCUGCUCCAGUACAAUCCAAAUUGACAGAUACAAAGGUACCUGCCUUCAGAUAAAACCUCGUGCUGAAUGCACGUAGAGCAACCACUCCAUUCAAUGAGUACGUGUGCCAUGUGGGUGUGUUGAUGCUUGUGAACUUCUCUAACUGUUCCUGUUCUAAAGCAGUGGGUUUGAUCCACGUGACUCUGUAUCAGCCUUUUUAUUAUCUACCGAGAACAGAUGGAUAUGCAAAAAGGACCAUAUUGCUGUGUCUGGGGGGUGUGACCCUGGGGGAGAUAUUACAGAUGUUUACUGUGUAGGGCUCUCCUCGGUGUUAAAAUUCUCCCUGCCUGCCUGGGGAGAAGACGGUCCUGUGGUUCAGGUUGAGAUGGUUUGCUGCAUUAGAAGGGUGACACAAUAGGAUGCUCUCUCUUUUUCCCUUCUGUCAUGGAAAUGUAUAUUUGUUCUCUCUUUGUGUAGCUUCUCAAUCUGAAAUAAAAAUCACCCCAAAUAGAA